CGCUCACCCCUAGUCUGACUGGUUAUCCUAACAUACACAAAAUGAGAAGUCUAUAUUCGUGGGUUAGGUAGAACUUAGAAGCAGCUUCAUUCUUUUUCUAAACUUCAUACGCACAAGUAGCAACGCCCGCUCCCAGCCGAACAGAACCCCUCAGCUGACCGCAAUCGGAGCUCCGCCAGUCCACCUCCAACCUCCGCCGUCCGCGCCGCUACAAGUCUCUGUCUCCAGGACUCAACUCGCGAUUGCCAGAACUGAAUUUCCAUUUUGUAUAAACCCGUCCUGACCGCACCAUGCCCACCGCCUUGUCACCCUGCCUGCUCUCUGGAAACGUGCACGUAGUACCUACACAAUUCCAUCUUCUCCGACAAUCACCACCAUUCUUUCGGUUGUCAUUUCAUUCUUUCUUCGCCACCCCGCUGUCUAGCCGCGUUUAUCCCAAAAGCUCAUCCUUAACAGGGAAGGAUAUUAGAAUAUUUGGAUCUUGGAAGAAAACAUCAAUGUCUGAUUUUGUUGCUGGGGAGAUGAAGGCCAAAGUUCAAGUCUUUGAUUCAGAAGAGGAAUUAAAGGGGUCUUUGGCGAAAUACACUGCUGAUUUAUCGGAGAAAUUUUGCAGAGAGAGGGGCUCCUUCUCCGUAGUGUUCUCCGGCGGUUCCCUCAUCAAGUGUCUCGGGAAAUUGCUUGAACCUCCGUAUAUUGACUCGGUCUACUGGUCGAAGUGGCACGUAUUCUGGGCAGAUGAGCGUGUGGUUCCAAAGGACCAUCCAGAUAGCAAUUACUUGCUCGCUUAUGAUAGUUUUCUAUCCAAGAUACCAAUUCCUGCUGGUAAUGUGUAUGCCAUAAACGAUGCCUUGUCUGCUGAAGGUGCAGCCGAUGAUUAUGAUACCUGCCUCAAGCACUUGGUCAAUACCAACAUUGUGUGUACGUCUGAGGCUAGUGGAUUUCCACAAUUCGAUCUAAUGCUUUUGGGAAUGGGUCCAGACGGGCAUGUUGCUUCUUUAUUUCCCGGUCAUCCUCUUCUCCAAGAGAAGGAGAAGUGGGCAACAUUCAUCAAGGACUCUCCAAAACCGCCUCCAGAAAGGAUCACUCUCACAUUGCCUGUAAUAAACUCUUCUGCAAACAUUGCACUUGUUGUACCCGGCGCUUCCAAGGCGGAUGCUGUGUAUUCAGUAUUGAGAGGCAGUCAGAAUGCGGUUUCAUUGCCCGUGCAAAUGGUUUUGCCCGAAGGGCAAUUGGUUUGGUUUUUGGACAAGGGAGCUGCUUCAAAGCUCUAAGCAUAUGCGAGCUCUCUUGGUAAGUGCGAUUGAUCAAAAGAUAAUAUCCCUUGUCUUUGCAGGAUCAGGAUGUGAACUGGGACGGGAAUGAGAAACUAUUUUGAUGCAAUAAGAUGAUUCCCUCGAAACCCAGCAUACUCCGCAAUAAACUAGUGCUCCGUAAAGGUGUAAUUCUAUUUUGUUUAUCAUUCAAACAUUGUUUAUUUUUAAAAUAACGUUUCAAACUAAACUACAGCUAUUUAA
Cuscuta campestris is the source of this 1514-nucleotide messenger RNA. The record is from the annotation of a GenBank genome assembly. Lineage: Eukaryota; Viridiplantae; Streptophyta; Magnoliopsida; Solanales; Convolvulaceae.